AUGUUUCAUGUGGCUGGAGGGGCGCUGCAGACGUUGCUCCGCCGUUGUGCGCUCGCAGGCCAGCUUCUAGCUUCCGAAUUCUCACAUUACAUCAGCGACAAGGGUGUGAAGGCACCGUUGAAGGACCGUGCGCCCUCCCAUCUGCUCCCACCGAAUGCCGUCGUUGCCGCACAGAUGGAUGCACUGCAAAUGAACGAUUGGCCAGAGGCCGACGCUGGCGUCAAAACAGCCUUCCUAUUUGCAAAGCCUCCUGACCAGGAGACCAUGUUGCCAGGGCAGGGUUGCCGCAUACGUGCUCGGAGCUGGUUGGGAAAGGAAGAGUGGUUGAAUUUGAACGAGUUCUCUGAUAUGGUGCACUCAAGUCCUUAUGAUGUUCUUUUGGACUGUGACAGCUGGCAGGAAAUUUCCCAAGUCGUUUUUCCAAGCACACGAUUUGAACGUGCAGUCCAAGCUGUUGAAGUUGAAGAAGGCAUUAGCAAGCACAUCAGUUCACGGCAAAGGCCACAUAGAUUCACCUUCUUGUUGGAGAAGGUCAAAGAAGGGUCAUACAAGAACUGCUGGAUGACUAUCGGGGUGCGAUAUGGGGACUAUGCCAACUGUUAG
This is a messenger RNA of Ostreobium quekettii, 603 nucleotides long. The record is from the annotation of a GenBank genome assembly. NCBI's taxonomy places the organism in Eukaryota, Viridiplantae, Chlorophyta, Ulvophyceae, Bryopsidales, Ostreobiaceae.